This is a messenger RNA of Mugil cephalus (flathead mullet), 1055 nucleotides long. RefSeq names its product lectin, galactoside binding soluble 3b (gene lgals3b). Gene Ontology annotation, molecular function: laminin binding; IgE binding; carbohydrate binding. The transcript has 7 exons. Gene Ontology annotation, biological process: eosinophil chemotaxis; positive regulation of calcium ion import; macrophage chemotaxis. The coding region runs from base 118 to 939 and encodes 273 amino acids. Gene Ontology annotation, cellular component: immunological synapse; nucleus. The record is from RefSeq and is a predicted model, not a curated record. NCBI's taxonomy places the organism in Eukaryota, Metazoa, Chordata, Actinopteri, Mugiliformes, Mugilidae.
UCUGUGUGUGAUUGUCUAGUUGUGUGAAGAGGGCGAGGCUCAGCCUUUCAGUCGUCUCCUUUCUCACGGCCUCAGUCUGGUUCAGCUCUCAGGUGACGCAGGUCGAGCAGCAGCACCAUGAAUCUCUCAGAUGCUCUUGGUGAUUGGCCAUCUGGUGGCAACAACCAAUCAGGAGGAGCCAACCCCACCUGGCCAGGUCAACCCUCAUCUAACCCCACCUGGCCUGGGGGUCAACCCUCAUCUAACCCCACCUGGCCUGGGGGUCAACCCUCAUCUAACCCCACCUGGCCUGGGGGCCAACCCUCAUCUAACCCUACCUGGCCUGGGGGUCAACCCUCUGGAGGUGUUUGGCCUGGAGGGAACCCCAGCCAGCCCACCUGGCCCUCCCAGCCUAGUGGUCCUGGAGGAUGGCCCAGCCCUUCACCCGGACCUGGACCUGGUCCUGGAGGAUGGCCCAGCCCUUCACCCGGACCUGGACCUGGUCCUGGACCCGCCAUCCCCACUGCACCACAACAGAGUCUGGUUGUUCCGUACAAACAGGAUCUACCAAACGGAGUUUUUGACAAACUGCUGAUCACCAUCGUUGGAACCAUCAAACCCAACGCUGACAAGAUCACGGUGGACCUGUCGACCUCCAGUGACCUGGCGUUCCACUUCAACCCUCGCUUCAACGAGAGCGGCAGGAAGGUGAUCGUCAGGAACAGCUGCAUCGGAAAGAAAUGGGGCAAAGAGGAGAGAGACCUGAGCAACUUCCCAUUCGUCCAGGGUCAGCCGUUUGAGCUGAAGCUCCUGUGCACCAACACAGAGUUCAAGGUGGCUGUGAACAACUCCCACCUGCUGGAGUACAAACACCGGAUCACCAACCUCCAAUCCAUCCAGAGGCUCAACAUCUACUACGAUCUCACUCUGUCUAAGGUCCAUGUGGAGACCCUGCCCUGAGCCCUGUCCACCGGUCCCCUGAGGAUCUACUGGGGAUCUCCAGUAGAUCCUAUUUUACCACCAUUAUUGAUGUAUUUGUGUCAGGUGACUCGUAAAUAAAAGGUUCUUCUUCUUCA